AUAUAUAUUUCCAAUUAAAAUGUAACAGUAAAAUAACUGUUUCAUAAAUAUUAAAAUUUAAAAGUUCUUGAAGUAUAAAAAGAUUAUAACUUUUUUCAAACUUAUAAAAUUCAUGUAAGUUUCAAAAAUAAAAUUAUCCUAAAAAGUUUCUUUUAAUUAACAGAUUCAUGGAGGAUAUCUAAUAGAUCUGUAAAAAUCAAAUUAUUAUGAUUAGUAUUCGUCGAGUGUCCAUAUAUCUUCAUGAUCCGCUUUUUCACGAGGAUUCGCCGAAUGCAUAUAUAUGGGGGGGAACUUGACGUACGGGUGAAGGAAGUUAAUUCAGUUCAUUCACGGUGUAGUAUACCUUCGCGAACGGGCUCGACAAUCCACCUCGGUCGAGCAUACGAGUUUUUCGCAUCCGUUUCUUCGAUCCGAUACGAUAUCAUGUGUCUACCGCGAAAGAAGACCGGAUGUGCAAUUUAUUCAAACUGUAUUUGCGACAUAGGUUGAUUUAUUUAACCCUUUGAUUAUCGCAGGCGGCUGUACACACGCUAUGCCAGACCACGUGCCGUGAACUCUUAUCUUAGUGUAAAUGAAUUGUAAAUUCAUUCCAACGAUACGUCGUUUGUGUGUGUUGUUCUUUUUACCAGGAAGAAUUUAAUACCUGGUAUGUGUCUUUGCAGAAAUCGUAUCUCUAUUACAAAUAAUGUUUAUCAGAAGAUAAUCUAUUUUCAUUAUUUAUUAUUCAAUAUUAUAUUAUAAUACUCGAGCAGCUGUGUAAUUUUUUGUAUCUGAUUCUGUUUUAUAGAAAAUCGCGUAUAAUCAAAGAUAUGUGCUACAAAAAUAAAGAAAAAAAAUUUUUUUUAACAUUUCUAUGACAUAGAUUUAAUGAGUUGUGAAACAAACAGUGAUAUUCGAACAUGAAAAUGUGUUUCUGCUGCAUUAAAAGAUUUUCUAUUAUAUAGAUACGCUUCGAAUGCUUCACCGAGAAAUGAUUACACGAACGAUGGAAGAGUGACAUUAAUUAAGGAACCGUUAAAUCAUAAAUCUUUAGGCUCGACAGAUGCUAAAAGCUUAUAAAAGCGAUUCAGUAUGAAUUUAUCGCGGAGAUCAAAGCCGUCCCCACGGCUGGCCGCGUUAAUAUCGUUGAUCAUUGUCAACAUUCGAUUGUGCGGCGCCGAAACAAGUGGGGAAUAUCUUCAAAAGGCAAUGAUAGAGCUUCAGGAAUUAAAUGUGCCGUCUAACAGCAUCACGAUGCAUGAUCGAUUGGCGGCGAAUCAUUAUCAGUAUGCCGGUUAUAAAGGUAAUUAUAACCAGGACAAGGCACAUCGCAAGCUCAGCACCAGCAACGCUCAUCAGGACAUCCGGCAGCAAGAAAAACCGUCCGCAAAUAAUAACGCACUUCCCGAUCAAGCUCAGUCUGCUGCGAACAAUAUAGUACAAUAUUAUGCGGUGCGCGAUUCCGUCCCCGCGACCAGUUACCCGAAGGUAAAACCACAAGAGCCGCUGGUGCUGACACGAGCGAAGCUAGCCGCGAUGUACAAACAGGCCUUGGAAAAAGGGUCAGCGAUCAGCGUCGCGGCUUUAACGCAGGCACUGAAUGCCGCAGGCGGCAACGGCAACGCGACGCCGCAGGUCGGUCACCUGCAGCUACCGGUUAAAUACCCGUUGUACAACUAUUACUUCUUUCCGCUCAAGAGCUUCGCGUCCGAACUGCAAGGAGAUCAUCAUCAUCAGCAGGCUGCGAUCGUUCCAAUGUACGCAGCCACGGAAACUGCGGAGAACACUCAGAAGCAGCUUAUGAAUCCGCUCUUUGUAGCGAUCGGCACGUUUAUCAGCAUGGCUCUUCUGUUCAUGAUGGGUGUGCUAUUUCUACCGAAACUGCCGCACUUGGCUUUUAACGCGCGAGUAGCCGACAACGACGAUUUUCCACGUCUAACGACUUUCGUGAUGAAUGCCAUAGACAGACGCAACCGUUGGGGGAAUUUCACCACAGCUAGCUAAGAAUGCGUGUGAUAUCGUGUAAAAUAAAAAUUAUCGCAUUUUUACAUGAAAGAUCUGGAAAUUAUCAGCAAACAUAUAUGUUAAAGUUUGCGCGAAUAUAAUAUUUAAAUCGAUAAUUUAUGUAUAUAUUAAUAUAUGAAAUGUCUUAAUAUUAUAUUAGUGAGAGACAAAAACUGUAACGCGUAUUUUGUUAGAAAAAAUACAUAUAGUUAUAUAAACAUGUCUUAGAGAAAAGU
Molecule: messenger RNA, 2219 nt
Organism: Nylanderia fulva
Lineage: Eukaryota; Metazoa; Arthropoda; Insecta; Hymenoptera; Formicidae
Source: RefSeq, a predicted model, not a curated record